GGAUAUUGGAAAAGCCCUUUUAUAUUUACCUUAUGUUAAGUGAACACAAAUGUAACAAAACUACAUUAGGCUACUUUGAAAUAGGCAUUGCUUUUUACCAUUUAUUUAUUCUGCGUUUACCCAAGUUCCACACUUCUUUUGAUGGAAUGAUACUGAUACCUUUUCUCAAUGUCAUAAUACAUGCUGCUUUUUACUGGUGAAUUUGAUUUGUAUUGUCAGUUUCAUUUCAAAAAAUAAAGGUAACAAACAUCACAGUUAAAACAAAACACAAUAUUAUCAUGAAACAUAUUCAAAUGUUCUGUCGCAGCAGGAUCCAAUUAAAUAAUGAGGUUGUGUGCACUGCCGCUUUAAGAAUAGAGUCAAAACAAAGCGUGCACUGGCCGGUGUUGUGCCGUAAUAAGCACGGAAGUGUUUUUUUGUUAUCGGUGGCUACUCACAAUGGGUGAGAGAAAUGAGAGCUGCUACAUACUUUGAAAUUAGUUAACUCUGUGAAACGCGCCUUUAACAUCAUUAACACGAAUGUAUUAUUCCUCCGUAUUAUUUUAACAUCACCUGAACUAAACGGAGGAUAUAGCUUGCUAGCUUGUAAGCUAGCUCCAAUAACGCUAGCAGCCAUGCCGCCCUACUCAGAAUUGAGGAAAACAAACCACUUCUACUACUUCAUCAAAUUCACCCUGAACAUCUACUCGAUGCUCUUCUCGCUGAUGGGUCUUUGUGUGCUUUGUGUGGGGGUGUAUGCUGAAGUGGAAAGGCAGAAGAACCGAACCCUGGAGGGCCUUUUCCUUGCUCCUGCUGUGGUGCUCAUCUUGCUGGGCCUGGUGAUGUUCACUGUGUCGCUGGUGGGCAUGGUUGGAUCCCUCAGGGACAACAAGACCCUGCUGCACAUGUUCCUCUGUGUUCUCUGCGUGUUGCUGCUUCUUCAGGCAAUCGCGCUCACCACAGCUCUCAUCUUUGAAAAGAAGAGCAGCAUACGAGAAGGAAUAAAGCACUACUACGAUGAUCUGGACUUCAAAAACAUCUUGGACUAUGUGCAACAAAAGUUUUCAUGCUGUGGAGGGGAUGAGUAUAAAGACUGGGGGGUCAACCAGUACCAUUUCUGCAAUGGUACUGGUCCGCUUGCCUGUGGGGUUCCCUAUACCUGUUGUGUUCGCCGCAAGGUUGGAGAGGUCGUCAACACUCUGUGUGGUUGCCAUACUCUGGAUAAAGAGCGUGAAACCCUGCAUGACCAGAUCCAUGUGCGAGGCUGCCUCCACGCAGUCAACCUCUGGAUGAGUGACAAUAUUGGAAUAACCAUCGCACUCUGCAGUGCCAUUGGGCUGCCACAGCUGCUGGGCAUCAUUUUAAGCUGCGUCUUCUGGAACUUGCUGGUGGACAUGAGUGAGUCGGCCGACAUGGUGGACUUCAAGCUGAAGAAGUCAGAGUUUGACUACAGCGAAUUAGACCUGGCUGGUGCCGGCUGGUGUAUGUGCCUGCCGAGGGAGAGCGGCUACCUGCCCGUCCCUGCCUCUGAGCCCGACCUCGACCCCAUUGACAUUCACCUGCAGAAGCUCAAGAAGCAGCCGCCUCGCACACACGCUCAGCUCCGGGAGCUGCAGCAGUCCAGAUCGGCCACUGGUCUGGACGAGGUAGACGUUGGCCGGAAGCAAAAAAGGGAACACUGAGUGGUCUUUUUACCCUUUCUUGCCUUUCUUUUUCUGUCAUUGUAUUCCAUGCAUUUGUUGUUAAAGAGACAUUUGGUCAGUAUUUUUGGCACUUUGUGGAUGAAUUUGUUUACAACAAAAUUUGAUGGAACAACAUGCAACAAUUGCUUUUUGAAAAAAAGGUUUUAUUUGUCUCAUGAGAUUUAGGACGUAUCACAAUUUAAUUUUUUUUUCAUCCUUUGAAAUUGAGCUUUGUCUCACAUGCUUAAGCUUACCUCAGGCUGUUUUGAAAAUAGCCCUGUAGUUCGACGACAGUACUAUAUGGUGUGUAAAUUAAUGGUAGCUUAAAAAGAUGUUUUUCAUUGUUGAAGAAAUAGGAAUAGCCAAGUACGUCUUGCGUGUUGCGUCUGUGACGGAUGUAUACAGUUUGUGUAUUAUUUAUUUUUUAUCAUGAUUUAAAUUAGAUUUUGUGCAAUCAGUGUACAUUGUAAGACUGAUAGAAAAACAUGGGAUGCAUGUUUUGUACUGUAUAUUAUGUAAGUCUAAAAAAACUAAACAAAACAAUGGUUUACAUGUUAGGCUGUCAUCAGGGGGACCUCAGUCAUUUUAAAACUAAACGUUUUUUCCUUCCAUCUUUUAAAGAAACAAAUAAAGGGAUUAUCCAGACGUCAAAUUCAGUAUGAAACUACUCUGAUGGUUUUUUGUAUCUGAGUUAUGCACUGUUUUGAGCUUCCUCCGAGCUCCUGCCUUGUACCAGCACUACUGUUCUUGUCAAUAAAGCUGAAUUUGUCUACUGA
This is a messenger RNA of Scophthalmus maximus (turbot), 2437 nucleotides long. RefSeq lists its product as uncharacterized. Bases 615 to 1661 code for a protein of 348 amino acids. Gene Ontology annotation, cellular component: membrane. NCBI's taxonomy places the organism in Eukaryota, Metazoa, Chordata, Actinopteri, Pleuronectiformes, Scophthalmidae. The transcript is spliced from 8 exons. The record is from RefSeq and is a predicted model, not a curated record.